AUGGAGAACGGUGAUACUGUGGAUAUGUCGGCUGGCGAGGCUCCUCGGCUUAGGCCCAUCAUUCCAUUUGUCUACACUAAAAAGCGAGCAGCACUCACAAUGAGCGUCGCGAUAACCCUGGAGCUCCUCGGAAUACCAUACGGGAUAGCCUUUGAUAAGCAUGGCACCACUAUGCUUAGUGAACCCAUUAGGGAAGGUGACGGCAAAUGGGGCGAGGAGACGGUUUUUGGAGCACAGAUCGUCGAGUAUCUUUUUCAAACGUACGACACCGAGAAGGAGUUCUCUUACGAAAAGGGAAGCUCCAAAGCCGCCAUGGUCGCCGAUCGGGCAAAGUUUGUGUUUGAGAGUGUUGGCGAGAACGACAUGACUAUAACCAUGCUAUGCAAGCUCGAGUACUACUUGCAUAACUCUGUCGGUUUCCAUGUCGUCGGAAACAAAGUCACACUCGCCGACAUUGGUUGGUUUCCGUACAUCUACUUGAACUGCAUUCCCGCCAUAGAUUCUGGCAUGUUCCCCAAUGUCCGCCAAUGGUAUUUCCAGAUGGCCGCAAUUAGCGAUCUUCGGAAGGGGGUCCUCGGGGCAGGCUGGGACUUUGAGAGUAAGAAAUUUAGAGAUCUGCUUGCAAGGGGCUUGCUUUAUCAAGGGCGACUCUGA
Molecule: messenger RNA, 654 nt
Organism: Aspergillus calidoustus
Lineage: Eukaryota; Fungi; Ascomycota; Eurotiomycetes; Eurotiales; Aspergillaceae
Source: the annotation of a GenBank genome assembly